GCAAGAGCUACACACAACUCAUUUAUUUAUUCAAACCCUUUUAUAUCAGCCCAAAGUUCAAACCCAAAAUCCACCCAAAUAAUCUUCAUCGACAAAUUUCCCAUGUGUUGUUACUAACACUAGGUUACGCUUUUGUUUUCUGAGUUUCCUAUGUUAUCUGUUUUCUCUUUGCUUUUUUAAGAAUUGAAGCUUUCCGUUUUGGGACUGGAAUUUUCGUUUUUAAAGUUUCCCAAUCAGGAAAUAUCAGUUUGCCAGGAUAUUUCUUCUUUCCCUAGUUCGCAAAAAAUGGCCAUUUUUUAUGAUGUUGCUGUGGUGGAAUUAAAAAAAUAAAAUAGUGGGGCCUGUUAACUUUUGUGUUAAUUAAGUUGCCUUUACUGUAGAGAGAUUCUGUUAUAAACAAAAAAAAAAAACAUACUAUUAAAUAAUUUCACUGACUUGAAAUUUUGAAUGUCGCGGUUACUUCUUGACUGGAAUAAGCUAAUCGACGACGAGCCUCCAGUUGAGCUGGUGGUUGCCAACAAAGCACCCCCAAAGGCGGCCGGGGUUAGUAUAGAGGGGGGAGAGCAAAAUGACGAGCUUUCGAUGUUUACGAAUGCUGAAAUAAUUGAAAAAAUUGAUAGGCUGAAAAGGUUGUUUGGUGGGUCCACUGGUGCUAGAUUAUCUGAUGGGGGCGCGAAGUUGGAGGCAAAUAUUAAGAAGCACGAGGAUGAAUUAGAGAAGAGAAAACUGCUACGCUCCGAUAAGGGAACAAAUGGAUCUGCCUCAUUGGGGAGGCAUCACUCUGGUUCUACUGGUGUACCUAAAGCCCUUGGGCAAUGGUGUCCACAAUCAGCCACCCCCUUGCAAUCUGCUUUUGCUGUGUGCUUUUCAAACAAGCUGGAAGAAAAGCAGGAAAACUCUAAGACAACCAAUGGUUUUCAAAAUGAAUUAACUGCUCUGAAUCCAUGUGGCCGCAAAAGGACAUUAACCAAACAGUUUUCUCCAAGAAGAAGACGUAAGACAACAUUGUCUUCACGAGAAGCACCUUUUAAGUUCCCUGUAAGCAUAGAUGAGCGAGAAUUUUAUGCUGACGGAAAGAGAAGAGAAAAGUGGAAACCUUUUCAAGCCCAUUCUGCAUGUACUUCGAGACAUGCAAAUGAUGAGGUUGUUCUAGUGGAUGAGGAGGAACCUGAUGUUGUUGAGCUGAGACAGCGAAUGUAUCAUGUGGUUGCGAGCACAAAGGCAACCAAGAUAUACUACCCUUCAAGGGAAGAUCCCGAAUCAGUCGAAAUCUGUUAUUCGGAUAUGGAAUCUCUUGCUCCUGAAGCAUAUCUGUCAUCUCCUAUAAUGAAUUUUUACAUUCGGUAUCUCCAGCAGAGAAAAUCUCAUGCGGAUGGAGAAAGGUGUGAGUAUCACUUUUUUAAUACAUAUUUUUACCUCAAGCUCCAAGAGGCUGUUUCCAGCGAGCAGAAUGACAGGGAAGCUUCAUUUGUCAAAUUAAGACGGUGGUGGAAGGGGCUGAAUAUAUUUGAGAAAUCCUAUAUUUUUCUCCCCAUACAUGAAAAUCGUCACUGGAGCUUGGUAAUAAUUUGCAUACCAGACAAAGAAGAGAAUUUGGGGCCAAUCGUACUUCACUUGGAUUCAUUGGGGCUCCACUGCAGCAGUUCAAUUUUUGUUACCAUAAAAGAAUUUUUGGUAGAAGAAUGGAAAUUCUUGAGACGAGAAGGAGUGGCAGAUCUUUUUAUUGCAGACGAAAUAUGGGAAGAUCUUCAAUGGAGAAUAGACGAGAACAUUAUUACGGUCCCACAACAAAAAAAUGUUUAUGACUGUGGACUCUUUGUGCUUUACUUUAUGGAACGAUUCAUCGUUGAAGCUGAUGAAAGGUUUAAAAAGAAGGAUCUGGCAAUGUUUGGUAGGAACUGGUUCGAACCUGAAGAAGCAUCUAGAAUGAGGCGAAAAAUCCGUGUCAUACUCAAGGAAAAAUUCGAGAAUUCAAGUGACAACUAGUGUUUCCUGGUCAUCUACCAUCUGUAAAUAACUGCUGCUGACAAACAAUUCUUAUCCGGAUCAGGCAUCAAUGGAGCAACUGCUUAUUAUACCAACACUCCUGAAGUGCCCAACUCUGUAUAGCUUAAAAGUCGGAUAUUGUAGUUACUCACAUCCCCUGGUUUACUUGAGAUUCUGGAAUUUCUCUCUAUAUUCUCUUUUUAGGAAGGUUUCUUCCGAAAUCCGAGAAGAUCGGUAGAUACAUUGGGGAGAGCUCCCUUUGGUUGGAGCUACAUUUUACAGGACCCAAAAU
Molecule: messenger RNA, 2278 nt
Organism: Lycium ferocissimum
Lineage: Eukaryota; Viridiplantae; Streptophyta; Magnoliopsida; Solanales; Solanaceae
Product: ubiquitin-like-specific protease 1D
Exons: 14
Coding region: 448-1986 (512 amino acids)
Biological process (GO): proteolysis
Molecular function (GO): cysteine-type peptidase activity
Source: RefSeq, a predicted model, not a curated record